Molecule: messenger RNA, 412 nt
Organism: Archocentrus centrarchus (flier cichlid)
Lineage: Eukaryota; Metazoa; Chordata; Actinopteri; Cichliformes; Cichlidae
Gene: ndufaf8
Product: NADH:ubiquinone oxidoreductase complex assembly factor 8
Exons: 3
Coding region: 200-412 (70 amino acids)
Biological process (GO): mitochondrial respiratory chain complex I assembly
Cellular component (GO): mitochondrion
Source: RefSeq, a predicted model, not a curated record
CAACGGUGGUAAAUAUGGCGCUGCCCAGAGUUGUCAUCAUCGCGUCGUCUGUUAGUUGAUAUGUAAAUAUAAUUUUAAUGCGUUUGCGUUGUCGUUGAUUUUAAGAAACUGCGAAACAGCGCUGGCUCAGAAAUAGUAUUUAUUUUCUAUGGUUGACUUAAAAAAUUAACGAGAGAUUAAAAACCGCGUGAGCAGCGCCAUGUCUGGGUCAUCUGUCUGGAGUCGCAGCAGAGAGAAAAUGAGACUUUUCCCUGAACUUUUUGCACAAUGUGCGGACGAGGCAGCACUGUAUGGAAAGUGUGUAGCAGCUACCACGACAGGCAGGCAGGAGCUGAAGAAGGAUCUGUGCGCCAAAGAGUUUGAAGCACUGAAGGUCUGCUUUACAAAUGCAGCCAAAAAAAGAGCCAAAUGA